Messenger RNA from Saccharomyces kudriavzevii IFO 1802, 1143 nucleotides. RefSeq names its product Hek2p (gene HEK2). The record is from RefSeq and is a predicted model, not a curated record. The coding region runs from base 1 to 1143 and encodes 380 amino acids. Gene Ontology annotation, cellular component: cytoplasm; nucleus. Gene Ontology annotation, biological process: 3'-UTR-mediated mRNA stabilization. Gene Ontology annotation, molecular function: mRNA 3'-UTR AU-rich region binding. NCBI's taxonomy places the organism in Eukaryota, Fungi, Ascomycota, Saccharomycetes, Saccharomycetales, Saccharomycetaceae. The transcript has a single exon.
AUGUCACAGUUCUUCGAAGCUGCUACUCCCGUUGCAAUCCCUACAAACAAUGCCAACGGCGGCACCAGUGACGGCAGCAGCGCCGACACUGGCGCUGCCCCCGUUGUUGGCGCUGUCGCUCAACCCACCAUCAACCACAGGCUUUUGCUGUCGUUGAAAGAAGCUGCCAAGAUAAUUGGCACCAAGGGCUCGACCAUCACACGCAUAAGAGCUGCGAACUCCGUCAAGAUCGGCAUUUCUGAAAAGGUACCCGGGUGCUCAGACAGGAUCCUGUCUUGUGCCGGCAACGUGAUCAACGUGGCCAACGCCAUUGGCGACAUCGUUGACGUUCUUAACAAGCGGAGUUCUGAGAACGAGGACGCCGCUGAAGGAGAGGCUGAAGAGCAUUACUACUUCCAUUUCCUGAACCAUAUUUUGCCUGCCCCCUCUAAGGACGAAAUCAGAGACCUGCAGCAACUAGAAAACAUUGGCUAUGUCAGGCUCAUCGUGGCGAAUUCCCACAUCUCUUCCAUCAUUGGUAAGGCGGGCGCCACGAUCAAGUCUCUGAUCAACAAGCACGGCGUCAAGAUCGUGGCCUCCAAGGACUUCUUACCCGCUAGCGACGAAAGAAUCAUUGAGAUUCAGGGCUUCCCGGGCUCCAUCACCAAUGUACUUAUUGAAAUCAGUGAGAUUAUCUUGAGCGACGUUGACGUCAGAUUCAACAUGGAAAGAUCCUAUUUCCCUCACUUGAAGAAGUCGGCCGGCGAGCCUCUUUCACCUUCUGCCUCUUCCAACACUAGAAUCGAAUUGAAGAUCCCAGAACUGUACGUGGGCGCCAUCAUUGGCCGUGGCAUGAACAGAAUCAAGAACCUGAAGACUUUCACGAAGACCAAUAUCAUUGUGGAAAGGAAGGACGACGACGACAAGGACGAUAAUUUCAGAAAAUUUAUAAUUACCAGUAAAUUCCCCAAGAAUGUCAAACUUGCCGAAUCGAUGCUUUUGAAAAAUCUGAAUACGGAAAUCGAAAAACGUGAAAACUACAAGAGAAAACUGGAAGCUUCGGAAGGCAACAUCACCGCUGCCACUGAACAUUCUGACUUCACCUCAUCUUCGGAAGAGAAAGAAGAAGUACAAGAAGAACAUCACAAUAAAGAUGAAGAGUAG